Messenger RNA from Pyrus x bretschneideri (Chinese white pear), 1082 nucleotides. Its product is annotated as tRNA (adenine(58)-N(1))-methyltransferase catalytic subunit TRMT61A. The record is from RefSeq and is a predicted model, not a curated record. Gene Ontology annotation, biological process: tRNA methylation. NCBI's taxonomy places the organism in Eukaryota, Viridiplantae, Streptophyta, Magnoliopsida, Rosales, Rosaceae. Gene Ontology annotation, cellular component: tRNA (m1A) methyltransferase complex; nucleus.
AUUAAGGAUGUUGCCUGUUAAUCCGACAAAGAAGCUGUCUUUUACUCGGUCCAUUAAUGAUGGAGAUUUGGUCAUUGUCUAUGAGAAGUAUGAUACAAUGACUGUCAAGGUGUGUGUCGGUUCUGUGCUCGAAAACCGGUUCGGUUUGUUUAAGCAUUCGGACUGGAUAGGGAAGCAGUUUGGUUCCAAGGUUUUCAGCAGCAAGGGCGGAUUUGUUUACUUGUUGGCUCCGACACCCGAGCUUUGGACUUUGGUUUUAAGCCACAGGACUCAGAUUCUGUACAUUGCGGACAUUAGUUUUGUGAUCAUGUUCUUGGAGUUGGUUCCGGGAUGUUUGGUUCUCGAGUCGGGGACUGGGAGUGGAUCUUUGACUACUUCACUUGCAAGGGCUGUUGCUCCUAGAGGACAUGUCUAUACGUUUGAUUUCCAUGAACAACGUGCGGUCUCUGCUAGGGAGGAUUUUGAGAAGACGGGAUUAAGCAACGUGAUCACUGUAGGAGUUAGAGAUAUUCAGGGGGAAGGGUUUCCGGAUGAGUUUUCUGGAAGGGCAGAUUCUGUCUUCCUGGACCUACCCCAACCCUGGCUGGCCAUCCCUUCAGCUGCGAAAAUGUUGAAGCAAGAUGGGGUAUUAUGCUCCUUCUCCCCAUGUAUUGAGCAAGUGCAACGAGCGUCAGAGACUAUGAGGUCAAGUUUUACGGAUAUAAGGACGUUUGAGAUUCUUCUUCGCACAUAUGAAGUCCGAGAAUGGAAAUUGGAUGACUUCCAGGGAGAUGAAGCUGGUUCUGUUGGAUCUCAUCCACGUAAAAGGCGGCAGCGAUCAAGUGAAGGAAGCAAUGCGCAGGAAACUACAGGAUCUCCCACUGUCAUGGCCAGGCCGUGCAGUGAGACCAGAGGCCACACUGGCUAUUUGACAUUUGCAAGACUCAAAUGCCUCUCAUAAAGUAUGCAACUGUAAUCUAGUUAUAGACACAGCCUGGUUCCAAAUAGUUGGGAUGAGGUUUCAUUUUUGCUGUUUCUGUAACGUGAAUUAUUCUGCUGAUUCGGAAAUUUAGAAAAUUUUUAAUGGAGAAAUGCAUUGUCCA